Dermatophagoides farinae (American house dust mite) is the source of this 3389-nucleotide messenger RNA. Its product is annotated as presequence protease, mitochondrial. Lineage: Eukaryota; Metazoa; Arthropoda; Arachnida; Sarcoptiformes; Pyroglyphidae. The record is from RefSeq and is a predicted model, not a curated record. Gene Ontology annotation, molecular function: metal ion binding; metalloendopeptidase activity. Gene Ontology annotation, biological process: protein processing. Gene Ontology annotation, cellular component: mitochondrial matrix.
UUCAGCGAAUAAUCAUCUUAACAUGUGAUUGCAAUUGUGCAUUAGAAUUCGGUUGUUUAAAAUUUAAUUUCAAAAUGUAUCGAAUCCGCGGUUUUCGAUCCAUUCUUCAACAACUUCAUCAAUCUCAAAGACAAUUUUACCACAGAAAAUUACAAGUUCUUUUCAAAAAUUUGGAUCCGAUUCUUUUAUUUCCAACAAAACGAACUGUUGCAUCGUCAAUUCAAACUCCGUUGGUUAAUACAAAUCCAAUGACAUCAUGUUCUAGUAAUACGACCGAAUUGCAAUUUAAAGUUGGCCAGCAUAUUCAUGGAUAUCGUGUAGAAUCUGUUCAAUCAGUUCCUGAACUAUGUCUAACAGCGUAUCGAUUAAUUUAUGAGAAAAAUGGUGCCGAACAUUUACACAUUGCCAGAGAUGAUUCAAAUAAUGUAUUCGGUGUUUCAUUUCGUACGACACCAGAAGAUUCAACAGGUGUGGCCCAUAUUCUUGAACAUUUAGCGCUAUGUGGUUCUCAUCGUUAUCCAGUGCGCGACCCAUUCAUGAAGAUGUUGACCCGUUCAUUAUCUACAUUCAUGAAUGCUUUCACUGGAUGUGAUUACACAAUGUAUCCAUUCUCUACACAAAAUCCAAAAGAUUUUUACAAUUUAAUGUCAAUAUAUUUGGAUGCUGUAUUUCAUCCACGUUUACGUUAUUUAGAUUUCCUUCAAGAAGGUUGGCGUUUAGAACAUUCUAAUGUUGAAGAUGAUAAAUCACCAUUAGUAUUCAAAGGCGUUGUAUUCAAUGAAAUGAAAGGCGUUUUUUCAAGUCCAUCAUCGAUUUAUACUCGUAAAUUAAUUAAUAAAUUAUUCCCUGAUAAUACCUAUCGUAAUGAAUCUGGUGGUGACCCUUUAGCCAUUCCUGAUUUAACCUAUGAACAGCUCAAACAAUUUCAUAGUCGUCAUUAUCAUCCUUCUAAUGCAAGAUUUUUUACAUACGGAAAUUUUCCUUUAGAAAAGCAUUUGGAAGCUAUUGGAAAAAUAAUUGAACAAUUUGACUUUGACGAAUCGUUGCGGCAAAUAUCACGAAUACCCGAUCAACAUUCAUGGGUACAAUAUCAACGGGUUAAAAUACGUUGUCAAAACGAUCCUUUAGCUCCGUUUCAAGAUCGUCAGACAACGGCCAGUGUGGCUUGGAUGCUAAAAUCGUUACAAGAUACAUAUGAAAACUUUACUCUUUCAAUAUUAUGCACACUUUUGAUGGAUGGACCUAAUUCGCCCUUUUACCAAGCCUUGAUCGAUUCUGGUCUUGGGUCAGAUUAUUCACCAUUUUCGGGUUACAAUAAUUUCACGAAGCAAUCAUUAUUUUCGAUAGGCUUGCAAGGAAUUUCAUCUGAUCAAAGCGGUGCUGUGUUCAAAGCCAUUGACAUGGCCUUAAUGGACGCUUAUACCGAAGGUUUUCCUCAGGAACGUAUCGAUGCUAUUUUGCAUCGAAUCGAAUUGAGCACUAAACACCAAGGAUCUAACUUUGGGCUUGGAUUGUUAAUGUACAUCAAUAGUACCUGGAAUCAUGAUGUCAAUCCAAUAGAAUGUCUCAACAUCAACAAGCAAGUUGAACAAUUUAAAAAAAAUCUUCAAUCUGAUCCUAAUUACUUGAAAAAGAAAAUCAAAGAAUAUUUUAUUGACAACAAACACCGGCUAAUUAUUGAGAUGAGCCCCGAUCUGGAAUAUGAGAGCCAACAACAGAAACUUGAACAAGAUUUAUUAAAUUCGAAAAUUUCCAAAUUAUCUACAAAAGAUCGUGAAGAGAUAUUCAAAAACGGUGCUGAACUGUUAAAAGUGCAAAGCACCCAAGAAGAUCUCAGUGUUUUGCCAACAUUAAACAUUCAAGAUAUUAGUAGAACAAUUUUUGAAACCAAUCUAGAAAAAAUUCAAAUCGGAUCGGGAGUGCCCGUUCAAUACAGCGCACAACCAACUAAUGGUAUUGUUUACUUCAAUGCAGUCAUACAAUUGAAACCAGAAAUGUUUCCGAAAAAAUUAGUCCCAUAUCUGCCAUUGUUCGCUCAAAUACUGAGUAAACUUGGUGCUGGUCACAUGGAUCGCAAACAAUUGGAUCAGAAAAUACAAAUGCACACUGGAGGUCUAUCAUCCUUGGUACAUAUUGCCGAUCAUCCCGCAUCAUUCGAUCAAUUUGAAGCAGGCAUCUAUCUUGGCUCAUAUUGUUUGGAACGUAAUCUAGAGCAAAUGUUUCAAAUAUGGACCGAAAUAUUUAAUGGUGUUCGAUUUCGUGAUGAUCCCGAUCAUUUAAUGCAAUUGAUCAGAAUAUGUUCAGCAGAAUUGGCUCAAGGCGUCUCACAUCAAGGUCAUCAAUAUGCUUUACGUAGAGCCUCUUCAUUCUUUGGUGGAGCAUAUAAAUUCCGUGAAUUGACAAGUGGAAUGACAUCAUUGGCUUAUUUUCGUUUGAUGGCUGCAAGUCAAGACAAGGUGAAAGAAAUUAUCUCUCAUUUAGAGCAAAUUGCCCAAAUUUGUUUUACAUCAAAUUCAUUGAGAUGUGCAGUAAAUGCAGAAGCUGCGACAAUGCGAACUUCAUUACAAGUUCUUGAGAAGUUUAUUAAUUCAUUCAGAUUCACAUCAUCACCGAUUUCAAGUGAAGAACCAGCUGCUAUGGAAUUUUUGAUGCCUACAGUGCAAUCGAAUUCGAUGAAUGAACAUUUUAUAUUUCCAUUCUCUACUAAUUUUUUGGGUCGUUCAGUAUAUUGUAUACCAUAUUCACAUGUGGAUCACGCUAAACUUCGUAUCGCUUCCAGUUUGGUGUCGAUGAAAUUUUUACAUAAAGAAAUACGUGAAAAAGGCGGUGCAUAUGGUGGUGGUGCUCGAUUAGAUUCAGGUGGUGUGUUCCAUUUCUAUUCAUAUCGAGAUCCACAUAUCAUUUCAACUAUCAACGCAUUCGAAAGAGUGGGUGAAUGGUUAAUACGACCAAAGAAUUAUCCGGAUGAAGAGAUCGAUGAGGCCAAACUUCAAGUUUUUCAAUCGAUUGAUCAACCUAUUCCUCCUGGUGAACAAGGAAUAGAACAAUUUUUAACUGGUAUAACAGAUCAAAUGCGUCAAGAGUAUCGUCAUCGUUUGUUGGAUGUCACUAGAGAAGAUAUACAGGAAGUUGCUGAAAGAUACUUGGCUAGUCCUAAUUCAGGCGAAGGAAAAGUUGUAGUUCUGGGUCCGAAAUCCGAUGAAACCAGUUCCAAUGAUAAACAUUGGAAAAUAAGAAUUGCAUCGGGCGAACAAUAAUUAAAAUGAAAAAAUUGAUUUGUAAAUAUUUUAAUUAAUAUAAAUUUUGAGAAAGAAAUUUAGAAUGAGUGAAAUAAAAAAUGAUGAUUUCGAUGCAUUUUUGGAAACAAAUAAAAAUUUUAACAACUUUUA